AUGGCGACCUCUCUUCUUCCCAGACCUUUCAUCUCCCUCCGUACAAGUAAAAGCUAUCACCUUCCUUCGAGGAUCUUCUCCCUCAGGUUAUCUUGCUCUUCUUCUUCUGAUGGGUCCACCGGAAACCAGCAAAUUUCUUCUUCGAGUCCCGAGAAGAGAUCGUUCGCUGUUGCCACCGGCGAUAUGUUUAUAGGAAUCGCGUCGCGGCUUUUGAAGUUCUCCAACCAACGGACGUCUCCUUCGCCUCCGAUUGAUGACGGAGAUAGAAUAGGAACAGUAAUCGAGGAUGAGAUUGAUCCAGCGAUGAUCUGGGAACAGAGGGUUAAAGAUGUAGAGGCUGAGAAAGAGAGGAGGGUCAUCACAAGCCCUGGGUUUAGCUUCUCUGCUGCUGGUCUUUUGUUUCCUUAUCAUCUCGGUGUUGCUCAGCUUCUCAUCGAGAAGGGUUACAUCAAGGAGACCACUCCUUUGGCAGGAGCUUCUGCUGGUGCUAUAGUCUGUGCUGUGAUAACCUCAGGAUCAUCUAUGCGGGAAGCCCUUGAAGCUACCAAGGUUCUUGCUGAUGAUUGUCGACGCAAUGGCACUGCUUUUCGUCUUGGGGCUGUUCUCAGAGAUUCUAUGGAGAAGUUACUCCCAGAUGAUAUUCAUAUCAGGUCCAAUGGCAGAGUUCGUGUUGCCAUCACACAGGUUUUAUGGAGACCGAGAGGUUUACUUGUGGAUCAGUUCGACUCCAAAAGCGACCUGAUCAAUGCAGUUUUUACAUCUGCCUUCAUCCCAGGAUAUCUUGCACCAAGGCCUGCAACGAUGUUCCGUAAUCGACUUUGCGUUGAUGGAGGCUUGACGUUGUUUAUGCCACCAACAGCUGCUGCUAAAACAGUUCGAGUUUGUGCUUUUUCCGCGAGUAGCUUCAAACUAAAGGGUAUUGGUAUCUGUCCCGAUUGCAACCCUCUAAACAGAGCAACAUCCAGACAACUACUGAAUUGGGCACUGGAGCCAGCAGAGGACGAGGUGUUGGAGAUGUUGUUUGAUCUGGGAUACGCAGACGCAGCUACGUGGGCUGAGUUGAAUCCAGUCGAGGAACUGGUCUAUGACGAUACUCCUUCAUCUCAAGAGGUUCAAGCUAGUUAG
This is a messenger RNA of Thlaspi arvense, 1125 nucleotides long. Lineage: Eukaryota; Viridiplantae; Streptophyta; Magnoliopsida; Brassicales; Brassicaceae. The record is from the annotation of a GenBank genome assembly.